AUGAGCACAGCACAAUCAGCGGAACAAGCUGCUCAACUUGCAUAUCAACAGGCAUAUCAAUUAUAUCAGCAACAAGCAGCAGCUCAACUACAACAACAAGUUGGAUCCAAUCAGAAAUAUAAAAGCACUCUUUGCAACAUUUGGCUCAUGGAAGGAGUUUGUCCUCGUGGUAGGCUAUGUCAUUAUGCUCAUGGUAUCAGAGAAUUAAAUUAUAGACCAGAAGAUCAUCAAAACAAAUUUUUUAAGACGGCCAUCUGUCAAUUUUGGCAACAAAAAGGAGUUUGUAAUAAUGGAGAUCAAUGCAAAUGGGCACAUGGAGAUCAGGAGCUUCGUCGAUCAGAAAAUGGCUUGGGGAUGGUGAGAAGUCUGUCAUCCGAUGAGCAAACGUCGAGUGUGAUGAUUGGACCUCAAUUAGAAGGACCCUUACCAAAAAGGGAAAUAAUAGAGGAUCAAUGCAUUAGUAACGAUUUAUCAAACGACAGAAAACGUAAUUGGCAGGAAGCUGGUCUAGAAAUUACUGAUAGAUAA
Meloidogyne enterolobii is the source of this 528-nucleotide messenger RNA. NCBI's taxonomy places the organism in Eukaryota, Metazoa, Nematoda, Chromadorea, Rhabditida, Meloidogynidae. The record is from the annotation of a GenBank genome assembly.